Messenger RNA from Rubroshorea leprosula, 723 nucleotides. NCBI's taxonomy places the organism in Eukaryota, Viridiplantae, Streptophyta, Magnoliopsida, Malvales, Dipterocarpaceae. The record is from the annotation of a GenBank genome assembly.
CACUCAAAACUCAGUUUCAGUACUUCCUUAAUUUCAAGAUGGCAGCAAGCGCACCCUUCAACGCCACUGCAAAGCCUCCGACGGAGCUCACGCAACCGCGCUCGCAGUGGGGCCACUCCCCCGUUCCGUACUUGUUCGGCGGAUUGGCCGCCAUGCUGGGUCUCAUCGCCUUUGCGCUUCUCGUCCUCGCCUGCUCCUACUGGAAACUUUCUGGGUCCCUGGAGAUGGGUGAAGGAGAGCAAGGAGAGAGGGAUUUGGAAGCGGGAGAAGGCAAGGGAGACGACGCACAGAAGAAAGCGCAGCCGCAGGUUCUGGAACAGAAGUUUCUGGUUAUAAUGGCCGGAGAGAUGAAGCCAACUUUCUUGGCCACCCCCGCCUCCUCCAGAUCGUAUUCUUUCGGGGAAAAGAGUGAGACGAGCUGUUGCGGCGAAAAGAGCGAGAAAUUGAAGGAGAAAGAGAAGCAGGAUGAGGCCGCAGACCAGGACCAUUAAUCCCUCAUGGUGAUACACAAACUCUAUAUAUAAAAUGCUACAUCAUAAUCUUGAAUCGCCUUUUCCGUUAUGAUUCUGGCCGGCCAUCUUUCGGACGGUAAGAUUUGGCGAUGGCCGGGCAGUGACUGACCCUCUUUUUUGGGUCUGUAUAAGCUUGCCUCUUUCUUCUCUGCUCCUUUUUGUCCACACGGAAAUGUAAAUUUUAGAGAUCGAAUAAAGAUUUUUUUUUUUU